AUGUUGAAGUUCUACUACAAGACAGUUGUGAGAGAGCUAAAGGACACUGUUUUCCCCAGCCAUAUGUUUCGAUUGCAGCCUUUGUCAUAUUUGAAACAGAAAAUGGAUAUCAAUGAAAAAGAACUAUUGUAUGGUAACUUUUGGGUUGCGGCUAAAAUCGUAGGCAUUAAGAGUUCAUGGGAUUGGUUUUAUGUUUCUUGCAAAUCACAUGGCUGUAAUAAGAAGUUGACUCUUCGUAACACAAUGUAUGACUAUGAUAAAUGUAAGAGGACUUGGCAAGAUGGUAUUCUCAGGUACAAGGUUAAAAUUAGAGUUGUUGACCUGGAUGGAAAUGCACCAUUCAUACUCUGGGACAAGGAGUGUACUGAAUUACUUGGUAUUUUUGCAACAGAUCUUAGGAAAAAGAUUUUGGAGGGACCCCUUAGAGUCCCCAGGGAAAUAGAGUCUUUAGUGGGAAUUGCAAUGCUUUUCAGAAUUGCGGCUAGAAAUGAGCAAUUCGACAAUCUCCACAAUGCCUUUGCAGUCAUGAAGGUUAUAAAUGACCCUAAAUUGGUGAGUAUCUACUGUCCAGAGUUGUUGGAUAAACCAGAUAAAGACCUCACCUCUGAAGUGCAUUCACUGGAUUAUGAAUUUUCUGAAGAGGAGUUCAGUGUUGAUACCAAUAAUGUCUAUGGCUCCAUCGGAUACAAGAUUGUCUUUCAAAUUUCAAAGGAGAUAGUUCCCAUUAAUGUUGUCAUAUACAAUGAAAAUAAAUAA
Ipomoea nil (Japanese morning glory) is the source of this 756-nucleotide messenger RNA. RefSeq lists its product as uncharacterized. The record is from RefSeq and is a predicted model, not a curated record. Bases 1 to 756 code for a protein of 251 amino acids. Lineage: Eukaryota; Viridiplantae; Streptophyta; Magnoliopsida; Solanales; Convolvulaceae. The transcript is spliced from 4 exons.